Messenger RNA from Styela clava, 2186 nucleotides. RefSeq lists its product as uncharacterized. Gene Ontology annotation, molecular function: protein binding. Lineage: Eukaryota; Metazoa; Chordata; Ascidiacea; Stolidobranchia; Styelidae. The record is from RefSeq and is a predicted model, not a curated record. Gene Ontology annotation, biological process: protein homooligomerization.
CAGAAAUGAUGUAUUCAUAAGAGAAAAAAUACGAUAUUUAAUUUUCCGAGAUUUCCACCAAACAACGAGAGAUAAUUAGCCUUUCGUUUUUCCGUGUGGAAAAUUGUGCGACAUUUUGAAUCAAAACAUAAAAAGUAUCUUAUUACUGUAAAUUAUUUUAUAAGUUACGCUGUUACUUUAGACAUUUUUAAAAUAUGGAAGAAAACGAUAGAAAAAAUAAUCGAGCAGAUAGGAAAACGAAUAACGAAGAUGCAGGAAGGAAUCUUUCAAAAACAAUUUCUCUGAUGACAUCGCAACAGCGCAAUUACCUUAGCGACAAAGAACAUUUAAAUGAACAAAUGAAAUCUUUCCAACUGAAAAUAAAUGCUACUGGAUGUCUUUCUCUGGAUGAUAACACCUUGAGAACAAUUGAAGAUAGAAGAGAAGCGCUAUCAUCAAGUACGCUCCUCAAAAGCAGUCCUCCACGGCGAAAACAAAAGAUGAUCAACACACAACCGGUCAAAAAACGUCGCCAAUAUUUCGAACGUUCCACUUCUGAAAGUGAGGGAUUGAUGAUAAACAAUAACGUGUGUGUACCUAACGACAUUCCGUUAAAAAAAUCUCAGAAGACGAUAGUUACAAACAACUUGCCAAGAGACAUAUUCGUCCGACGUUCACCCCCGAAGCACCAACCUGUAGUGAAAAUGAUGGUUUCUGAACAAGCAAAACGCACAAAGAGUAGUGAAAAUCUUUCUUUAAUAUCGCAGAUAUCGAAUACACCUCAAAACUCAACAGUCCGAGUAAGCGGGAUACCAACACCUGCAAUACCAAAUCGUUACACGGCACCCGUCCACAUCGAUGUCGGAGGUCACAUCUACACUUCAUCCUUAGAGACGCUCACAAAAUAUCCCGACUCAAAGUUGGGAAAGCUUUUCAAUGGAGCCGAGCCUAUUGUGUUGGAUGCUUUGAAGCAGCACUACUUUCUUGAUCGAGAUGGAAACAUGUUCAGAUACAUUCUCAAUUUCCUAAGAACUUCAACGCUUGAUUUACCGCAAGAUUUCCAAGAACUUGAUCUCCUGAUGCAAGAAGCUCAAUUUUUCGAACUUGACCUCAUGCUAAAAUUACUCACGAAGUUUAAACAAAAAAGAGAAGCGAAGAAGAGACAGGAAUUUUUGAUCUGUCGAACAAUACAGGAAUCGGAACAAAUAACAUUGAGUGGUAGUGCAGUUUUAGUAAACGAAAUCUUACACACACCAGAUCGAAAAAGCGAACAUUCGAAAGAAAUUUAUUCAAAAAUAUCUUGUGACUUGGAAUCCGUUGAGAUACUACAAAGAGCACUUGAUUCCGGAUGCUCUAUGCUGAAUUCCGUGACAGGAAAAAGCUUCAAUGAAAACUUCGUGGAUUGGAUUUUCUCUCGAGAUGCUCAGGAACCCACUAUGAACGGACAAUACGUGACAAAUCACAAAAUUAUCCAACAAUGAUCGAAUCCGGAUAGCAUUGUUUCUUCUGAGUGACACAAACUUUGACACGUAGCCUGGAAGACAUACAAUAAGUGUCUAAACUUUUAUUUACAAAAUAUACCUCUCCCGAACAUCAAAAUAGAUAGAACCAACCCCAGCGAUGACACCGUUCAUCGAUAGACCACACUUGUGGAUAAAAAAAAAUAUUAUUUGAGAAAAAGUUCGUUUUAAUUUCCAAUCAAUGUGUGAUUACUGACGAUUCAAGUUCCGACUAAAUCUUAACAAGACUUUUUAAACGCAGUUUAUUAAUCACACUGAUGGGGUGUGCCGUUAUGUCUCGAUUAAUUUUUGUUUCACGCUAGGCUUAAAAUCAUAUCUCAAGCGGGAAAAUGAAAUAAGGUGUAAUAUUUAUAUUCAACAUGUAUUUUUAAUUUUUUUUCUAUCGCAAGAACAGUCGUGGAUAUUAAUUUCAUAUAACUGUAAUCAACUUUUUGUAGAUUUCAACGUUUUAAAACCUUUUUUGAAACAAUCAUAUUAACAUAAAAUAACAGAGUAUAUAGGUACGUUAUUGAGAUCUAACUGACUGAGUUAUAACCAAUCCUGAUAAUGUCGUAGCAUCUGGUUGCAUCGCAUUUUUUCGGGCGUCUUAAAAAUGGGAUACGACAUUUUUGAGAUACAUCUUUGAUUAUUAUCUACGUCUUUCUAUUUCCGUCAUUUUUUAAAUUGUAUUACAUCACAUAUACAAUA